CACACACACACACACACACACACACACACACACACACACACACACACACUCGUCUCGAGGUCAAUUACAUCAUGACAGUUUAUUUUUUCUCCUCCUAACCUAAAAGAAGGCUGCGUUGUUGUCUGCGAUCUAGACUGCACAUGAACAGCAGACAACGUAAAAGAUAUCACUCGACAUUUGUCUUACCAGGAAGGACCGAAUGAAGGUUAAAGAAAUAGAGGAGGAUGCGGCAUGAUAUCAUCUUGGUCAGCGCUAAGAAUCUUGAGUGGGCCGGCUUGCAUUUUCUAGAAAUCUAAAGUUCUUCGGAGAGUUACGGGCUUGGAGAAGGAAGAAGAGAGAAGGAUGUCAGUAGCGGUAGUGUAUCUUCCAUUCUGUUCUCUCUCUCUCUCUCUCUCUCUGGACAACGAGACUACAUAAUAUUAUUUAGUAACAACGAUGAACUGUCCAUGUAAAGGUCCAUGGUGUGAGACGCGGGGUGGAGUGGCCAUGUAGACUCAGCACAGAUCCACCCGUUUACCAACCUAAUAAUUAUACAUUUAAUUUCUCUUUAAUUCACCACCAUUAUUGGACACCAUUGCGCUCCUCUAUUUCUAUAACAUUACUAAGUUUACUCUGCCCAGUCAGAAAUUUUAGAGAGAUCAGAAAUCAAGUGUUCUGUGGCUUCCCUGCGUGAACUGUUUACUUCCUGAAGGGUUACACACACAUCUGUACGUGACAUUCCUGUUAGUUUAUUUCUUUGGUGGUUGUUUUUCUUCUGUUUUAAUAUUUUUUCUAUUGUUUAUUUAUGUUUUGUCCCUUGUUUCUUUGUUCGAUGGUAAUUUAGUUAUUUAUUUUUUCGUAGAACGUCAGUAAAACAUAAAGGAAAAUCUGCCCUCCGUCCUGUAAUAUUUGGGAAAAUGUUAGGCUUUGUAGGAUAUCUCGUCUUACCUCUCGCGCUCCCUCCUUCCUAGGCAUUGAAAAAGUGCGGGAAAUUUGAAGGUUUAUAAAUGCACUGUUGUGUGUAUGUGUGUGUGAGUGUUAUUGCUAGUUAUCUCUCUCUCUCUCUCUCUCUCUCUCUCUCUCUCUCUCUCUCUCUCUCUCUCUCUCUCUCUCUCAGUAGUUGCACAGGUCUUCAAGGGUAUUUUUACGGUUUUAGUGACAGAUUAACAACAUUUCUACAUUAAUAAUAGGAGAAACACCAUUGAAAACCCUGAUAAUCAUCUUUAUAGCUUUGAAAAACAGUCGUGAGGAGAGAGAGAGAGAGAGAGAGAGAGAGAGAGAGAGAGAGAGAGUAGGAGCAUUUCAGUUGAGCCUAUUCUGCCCUGGUUCGUGUUUGCUGCGGUGACACGGUGCCGCACUGAGUGAAGAUUGCGUUCAUAAUCACUUAUCGGGGGUGGAGUGGGGAAAGGAGAGUCAGGAAGUGAGAAUAUUUAUAUUAUUUGACAUAUUAUUUGAUAGCAUGUCAACUUUUGUGUGUGUGUGUGUGUGUGUGUGGGUGUGGGUGGGUGUUGGAUCAGUGACAGGUGGCGCUGGGGAGUUACCAUGGCGAGCGGCUGGCUGGCUGCAGUGUUUUGGUCAGCACUGGUCAAUCUUGCCCUACACGCUCUAUUAACCAGUGUUUCCGUCUUCCCGACACCUUCUUCCUGCACCAAGCACCGUCAAGCAUCACCAGAGAGGCACGAGUACGUAAGCUAUCCAACAUCAGAACAGUAUAUGAAUAUGGCAAAUGCUGUUUUGACAUCAUUUCCUGCCAUCCAGAGAAACAGUGAUCUCGAGGAGCAUGAAUUGCAGCUGCAAUGGAAAUUGCACAUCCAGCACAAGUUUCAGAAUUCAAGAAAGAGGCAGGAUUCCUCAGUGACUGAGGUGACGUCAAGGAAAAAGAAGAUCCCUUGCAUAGCGCCAAAAGAGACUACGUUUCCACUGAUGUAUGGAGUAAAGGCUUACCUUCCACCAAGGCUGAACGCCUCAUGCAGUUGACACUCUCUGAGAGACGCAAAAAAAUAAUCAAUGGGAACAUUCUUGUAGCAGAAAUCCUGAACUUGUACCCGUGGAUUCAGACUUUUGAUGGCAUAAUCAAGGAGUUCCUGAGAUUAGAACCACAAGCGGAUGAACUAGACCCAAGAGUAGCAGUUUUGAAAGGGCUGGAGAAAUAUAGCCUCCCAAUAAUUGCCAUUCUCAAAAAAAGAAAAGCAGUUCCUCUGUAUAUGGAAACCUUACUUGAACUCUAUGACCACGAUGAAAGUCAAUAUGCUUGCUUAGUUAUAUUGGGUUACUUCACCUGCUUGGAGAAAGGAAAGACUCCAUUUUUACUAAGGUACCAGAAGAAGAACUAAGAACAGGGCAGUCUAGUGUGUAUUUGAUGGUGCACCUGUAGCUGAACCAACAUGUAUUUCUAUGGCUGUAGUCUCAUUGGUAGCAGGGCUUUGUGUUUAAUAUUGAACACCCAAAAAAUUGUGAACAUUUCCUCCAUUUCACAACAUCCCAUCUCUUAGGUAUCAAGUAUGACAAAGGUAACACUUCAAAAACAAGAUCUCUACUUGUAAAACUCAAUGAAGUAAAGACAGAAUUGAGCUACAAAAAUGCAUAAAUCUGCUUCCAAAUAUAUUCAACUCCACACAUAAUGCCUCUCUCUCUCUCUCUCUCUCUCUCUCUCUCUCUCUCUCUCUCUCUCUCUCUCUCUCUCUCUCUCUCUCUCUCUCUCUCUCUCUCUCUCUGUCACACACACACACACACACACACACACACACACACACACACACUAGUCAAUUACUAGUUAAAGAUUAAUCAGUGAAAUAAAUACAUAACAUUAUGUUAAUAAAUUUUCUAAAAGGAAAAGGAAAUACUUGUACUUCCCCUU
This is a messenger RNA of Scylla paramamosain (green mud crab), 2836 nucleotides long. RefSeq lists its product as uncharacterized. The transcript has 6 exons. The record is from RefSeq and is a predicted model, not a curated record. Bases 1947 to 2312 code for a protein of 121 amino acids. NCBI's taxonomy places the organism in Eukaryota, Metazoa, Arthropoda, Malacostraca, Decapoda, Portunidae.